AUGGCUUCAGCCCUGGCGCCCGAUCCCCCCACGACACAGGCCCUGGCACCCGACCGCCCCUCGACACAGGCCCCGGCACCCGACCGCCCCACGACACAGGCCCCGGCACCCGAACGCCCCACGACACAGGCCCCGGCCCCCGACCGCCCCUCGACACAGGCCCCGGCCCCCGACCGCCCCUCGACACAGGCCCCGGCCCAUGACCGCCCCUCGACACAGGCCCCGGCCCGCCCCUCGACACAGCCCCGGCCCCCGACCGCCCCUCGACGCGACACUGGCACCCGACAACCCAUAGACGCGACACUGGCACCCGACAACCCCUCGACGCGGCACUGGCACCCGACAACCCCUCGACGCGGCACUGGCACCCGACAACCCCUCGACGCGACACUGGCACCCGACAACCCCUCGACGCGACACUGGCACCCGACAACCCCUCGACGCGACACUGGCACCCGACAACCCCUCGACGCGACACUGGCACCCGACAACCCCUCGACGCGACACUGGCACCCGACAACCCCUCGACGCGACACUGGCACCCGACAACCCCUCGACGCGACACUGGCACCCGACAACCCCUCGACGCGACACUGGCACCCGACAACCCCUCGACGCGACACUGGCACCCGACAACCCCUCGACGCGACACUGGCACCCGACAACCCCUCGACGCGACACUGGCACCCGACAACCCCUCGACGCGACACUGGCACCCGACAACCCCUCGACGCGACACUGGCACCCGACAACCCCUCGACGCGACACUGGCACCCGACAACCCCUCGACGCGACACUGGCACCCGACAACCCCUCGACGCGACACUGGCACCCGACAACCCCUCGACGCGACACUGGCACCCGACAACCCCUCGACGCGACACUGGCACCCGACAACCCCUCGACGCGACACUGGCACCCGACAACCCCUCGACGCGACACUGGCACCCGACAACCCCUCGACGCGACACUGGCACCCGACAACCCCUCGACGCGACACUGGCACCCGACAACCCCUCGACGCGACACUGGCACCCGACAACCCCUCGACGCGACACUGGCACCCGACAACCCCUCGACGCGACACUGGCACCCGACAACCCCUCGACGCGACACUGGCACCCGACAACCCCUCGACGCGACACUGGCACCCGACAACCCCUCGACGCGACACUGGCACCCGACAACCCCUCGACGCGACACUGGCACCCGACAACCCCUCGACGCGACACUGGCACCCGACAACCCCUCGACGCGACACUGGCACCCGACAACCCCUCGACGCGACACUGGCACCCGACAACCCCUCGACGCGACACUGGCACCCGACAACCCCUCGACACGACACUGGCACCCGACAACCCCUCGACACGACACUGGCACCCGACAACCCCUCGACACGACACUGGCACCCGACAACCCCUCGACACGACACUGGCACCCGACAACCCCUCGACACGACACUGGCACCCGACAACCCCUCGACACGACACUGGCACCCGACAACCCCUCGACACGACACUGGCACCCGACAACCCCUCGACACGACACUGGCACCCGACAACCCCUCGACACGACACUGGCACCCGACAACCCCUCGACACGACACUGGCACCCGACAACCCCUCGACACGACACUGGCACCCGACAACCCCUCGACACGACACUGGCACCCGACAACCCCUCGACACGACACUGGCACCCGACAACCCCUCGACACGACACUGGCACCCGACAACCCCUCGACACGACACUGGCACCCGACAACCCCUCGACACGACACAGGCACCCGACAACCCCUCGACACAACACUGGCACCCGACAACCCCUCGACACAACACUGGCACCCGACAACCCCUCAACACAACACUGGCACCCGACAACCCCUCGACACAACACUGGUACCCGACAACCCUUCAACACAACACUGGCACCCGACAACCCCUCAACACAACACUGGCACCCAACAACCCCUCGACACAACACUGGUACCCGACAACCCCCCGACACAACACUGGCACCCGACAACCCCUCGACACAACACUGGCACCCGACAACCCUUCAACACAACACUGGCACCCGACAACCCCUCGACACAACACUGGUUUUAGACUCUACUCAACGGCCGAGUACAAGUUUCAAACCCUAUUCAACGGCCGAGUACAGGUUUUUGACCCUACUCGACGGCCGAGUAUAGGUUUUAGACCCUUCUGGAUGGAUAACAAUAUGAGAACUGAAAGACACAAGACAUGCAAUGUCAACGAAAUCACAUUCACUGAGGAUUCUGUUGAGGAACUUACAAUGACUUACACCUCAAAGGAACAGUGGAAAAGCAAACUUAUGGAUCCUGAAAACGAGUAA
Messenger RNA from Procambarus clarkii (red swamp crayfish), 2361 nucleotides. NCBI's taxonomy places the organism in Eukaryota, Metazoa, Arthropoda, Malacostraca, Decapoda, Cambaridae. The record is from RefSeq and is a predicted model, not a curated record.